Molecule: messenger RNA, 462 nt
Organism: Uloborus diversus
Lineage: Eukaryota; Metazoa; Arthropoda; Arachnida; Araneae; Uloboridae
Product: translation machinery-associated protein 16 homolog
Exons: 5
Coding region: 1-396 (131 amino acids)
Cellular component (GO): nucleus
Source: RefSeq, a predicted model, not a curated record
AUGUAUGUAAGUCAGACAAAACAACUGAAAAAGCUAAAAUGGUUCAAGGAAAAUAUAAAUAGUGAGAAAAGUACAUGUUCGGCAGCAGAAUUCAAAGAAGUCAUUGAAAGGUAUUUAAGCAGAUUUGAUGAAGAACAGAAAAAAUUGGAUGUCAAGAGCAUCAAAGGACGACAUGCUCAUGAAAGAAUCACCCUUGAAUACAAAGUAAAAUUUUCAGUCGCGAAGGAGAAAAAUGAAUUUAAUACCGGUGGUCUAGAAUUACCAAAUUUGUUGGAUAAGGAGACAUUUGAAAAACUGAAAAAAUGGAAUGGAGAGGCUAGGUUUAUAUCCUUAUUUCCGAUGACUCUCAUAACCAGGGAUUCAUUAGAAGAAUCUAUAGCUAAAGCUAAUUCAUAACAUUCUAUGAUGGAAAUAUUUAAUGUAGCUAACAGUGUAAAUAAACAUUUAUGAAAUUAUUUCUUU